CUCAGUGCGCACGUCUUGUAAGCAGCCGCUCGACGCUCGUAAGGCGCCAGGUCUGGGGCCCUCGACAGACGCUAUGAUGGCUGUGGACUGCUGGACGUUAUGGGUGUCACUGGUGCUGGGGGCCACGGCAGUGUUCAUCCUCUGGUGGCGCCGGUACGUCGGUGUCUUCGCCCAUCGCAGAGUUCCAUACGUGACGCCUCUGCCAGUAGUGGGCAACAUGCUGGACGUGGUGUUCUGCAGGAAGUCCAUGCCUGACAUUCUCAAUGACCUCUAUCAGAAGUUGGACCCACACCCCUAUGCAGGUCUCUUCUCGUUUACGAUCCCUGUCCUACUGAUUAGAGAUCCCGAAUUGAUACGCGCCAUCACGGUCAAGGAUUUUGACCACUUUACUGACCAUAUGAAUUUCGUCAAUGCAGAAAACAGCAAUCCACUCUCACAGAAGAUGCUUGUCGCAUUGAAAGGAAAAGAGUGGCAUGACAUGAGAACCACGCUGAGCCCUGCUUUUACUACGAUGAAAAUUAAGAAUAUGUUCAUGCUGAUAACAGACAUUGGACAACAAGUUGUUGCUUACUUAGAGAAACAAACACAUGAUUUUGAUGUUUCCGCUGGAAAUGAGAACUUGCUCGUACUGGAGAUGAAAGACUUCUUCACACGCAUCACCAAUGACGUCAUCGCAACGACAGCGUUCGGUAUCAAAGUAGACUCGCUGUCGGAGCCGGACAACUUGUUCUACCGGAUGGGUCGCGACCUCACCACCGUCAAAGUGGUCGUCGGCAUCGGAUACACGCUGUUCCCGAAACUCAUGGAGCUGCUAGGAAUACCAUUCAUGGACCGGAGUGCAACAGAGUUCUUCAGAUCCACGGUGAUCGAAACCAUCGAGACUCGUGAAAAGCAAGGGAUCGUUCGUCCCGACGUCAUCCAUUUGCUCAUGCAGGCACGUCGUGGCGAACUGCGCUCAGAAGAGGCGGGCAAGGACGGAAUCACCGAAGGCAAAGGAAAACGUCUGACCAACGACGAUAUUGCGGCACAGGCAAUACUGUUCUUCUUUGGCGGUUUCGAUACGGUGUCGACGUUGAUGACUUUCUGCAGCUACUUGCUGGCGACUCACGGGGACGUCCAGAGGAGAUUGCAGCAGGAGGUGGAUGACGUCAUGAAGAAGAAUCGCGGCCAACCCGACUACGAACAGGUCAUGGCCUGCCAGUACCUCGACAUGGUCAUCUCCGAAACGCUACGGAUGUACAGUCCCGGUUCGACGCUAGACCGGGUGUGCGUGCGCCCCUACCGGCUGCCGGACACGGAGGCCUGCCGAGGCGUCCAGGUGAGGGCAGGCGAGAUCGUCGGCAUUCCCGUGCACUGCAUCCACCACGACGCCAGGUACCAUCCUCACCCAGAAACCUUCGACCCGGAACGCUUCAGUCCAGAGAACAAGCACCGCAUCAAGCCCUUUACAUUCCUGCCCUUCGGAUCAGGACCUCGUGUAUGUAUCGCCCAGAGGUUCGCGCUGAUGGAGACCAAGGUGGUGCUGCUGUACCUGGUGUCCAGGUUCAGCUUCCACGUGGUCGCCAAGACGCCGGUGCCUCUGCAGAUCCAGCCAAACAAUCUUACACUCUCUAUCAAGGGUGGCGCGUGGGUCGGCAUUCGGCGAAGAUCUUAAGGAAAAAGCUCCUACACUUCAUCAUACAGAAGAGUGAGAGGAAAGGAAAUCUGAUAUUUCAUUAAAUUUUAGUGGCAGUCCCAUCAUAUCUCAUGUUCCGUAUACAUUAUGUACGACGGAAUGCACCGUACGAGCAUUACCGUGUACGUCGAGUGCCGACUGUGUGCUGCGUAACGGUACACUCUCUCGUAAAACUGAAAUAAAUUGUGAUAAUGUCACCCAACUUUAUAAAAAUAAACAGGGGAUGCUUCACAAGGAGACAGUAACCCAAAUUGUACAUGAGCAUUAACUUCACAAACACGUUACUUUAGCGUAACAGGUUUC
Schistocerca nitens (vagrant locust) is the source of this 1978-nucleotide messenger RNA. RefSeq names its product cytochrome P450 9e2-like. Bases 74 to 1654 code for a protein of 526 amino acids. The transcript is spliced from 8 exons. Gene Ontology annotation, molecular function: iron ion binding; monooxygenase activity; oxidoreductase activity, acting on paired donors, with incorporation or reduction of molecular oxygen. NCBI's taxonomy places the organism in Eukaryota, Metazoa, Arthropoda, Insecta, Orthoptera, Acrididae. The record is from RefSeq and is a predicted model, not a curated record.